AGGCCCAGGUGUUUUUGCAAGCCGCAUAUUUAAUCGGCUUUUGUUAUAGUACAUCGUCUAUUGGAUAUCGUAAAAGCGACGGAUUCUAUCGCCGCAGUAAAAAUCCGCAAGGAGGCCCCUCGCCUUCAGAAAGUGUGAUCAUCAGCUGGAUUCGGAGGAUAUCGCGGAGAGGAAAAAAAACUGCAGGAAGGCGAAAGAGUCCGUGGCAGAGAGCAAGCUAAACAAACCGAGAACAAAGGAGAAGGCGUAUUGCAGCUGCCCACUAGCACCCCUGUCCCACUGAUUGCUAUGCUGGACCGAGGAGUCCUGACAAUGAACGGCGCCCGAGCAGCAGGACAGCGAUCACCACCACCUUCCGAAGACAUCACUGAAGCCUCCGACCUCCUGUCUAACCCAUCGUAUGACAUAAUCACGGAGGACGUGGGCCGGUUUACAACUCAGUACUACCACACGGUGGAGCCCUCUGAGGGUAUCCUCAGUCCCAAAGACGGUGCUGGGUCGAGCUCGGACUCCUCCAGCAGCGGGCGAAGCAAAACUUCUUCCACCUCGUCCGACGAAGGCGGGCACCAUCAUCGAAAGAGGGACCAGACUUCCCCGCCGUCUGAGGAUGUCCGUUCGUCGUCGUCCCUGCCGACAACGCUGGAGUAUGUGGUCCCAGCGUUGCAGCAGAAGGUUGCAGUGUCGGUGUGCGGGAGUGUGUCGGGGCAAGGAGCUGGGGGAGGGGAGGGUACCUCGGUGAAACAUUGGAGCUAUGAGGAGCAGUUCAAACAGCUCUACAAUCUCUCUGCCGAACCAGAAAGGAAAGAAUUCCUCGACAAACUCUUUGACUACAUGCAGAAGAAAGGGAGCCCGAUUACCAGAGUCCCUAUCAUGGCCAAGCAACCCCUCGAUCUCUACCGACUGUUCAAGUUGGUAGUGGAAAGAGGUGGCCUAGUCGAGGUGAUCAAGAAAAAGGCUUGGAGAGCAGUGGCAAAAGAGUUAAAUCUCCCCGCAUCCAUCACCAGUGCAGCCUUCACCAUGAGAUCACAGUAUGUCAAGUAUCUGUAUCCGUUUGAGUGUGAGAUGGAGAAUCUGUCAGACCCUCAAGAACUCCAGGUUGCCAUCGACAGCCACAAGCGAGACCGUCGUCAGAGCGACGCGGCCGAGUUCAUGCACCAGCCGCUGGGGGCGGGACGAACUACCCUCGAGAGCCUCACGCCCGUCACCAACACAAUCACUCACACUCCACAGGGCAUUCAGAUACUCAGUUCGCCCACCAUGGCUCUUCCUCACGGCGCCAUCCCUCCCUACUCGGGCAGCUUCAUCGUCACGGGGCCCGGGGGGACCCAGAUGGUGACCCCCCAGAUGUCUGGGCCCCCGCAAUUAGUCCAAAUGACGGCAACCCACCACGGAAUUCCCAUAAUGGUCCCGGCUCUUGCCCCCGGGAAGCCAGCUGAUCUGGGGGCCAUGCAGCAGCAACAGCAGCAAGGGGAAGACCGCGAUGACGUCAGUUCACAGGCUUCCUCCGAGGCAUCUGAUCGCGAGAACUCGGCCCCGCCCACCAAGAGGGUUGCCUUGGAUAUUGGCGGGAGGAUUGUAGCGGCGACGAGGAUCCAUCCAGGGGCGACUGCAGGAUUCAUGAUGACACCCACAAGGCACAUGGUCCCAACUUCACACUUCGCCUCUCCACACGUCAUCCAGAUGGGGCCCAACUCACACAUCCCGGUCGUCAUGCCGACCUCCACGGCAACGGGGUUUAUGUCCCAGACAUCGUCGCCUGUGGAUACGGGGGUCAGUAACGGGUUAGUCUUCAAGGACGACUCCUCAUCCCGCCGUUCUCCCCUGGAGAAUGGCGCAUGUUCCCCCCACCUGCUUGUGUCAGGCGCCGGCUCAGCUAAACCCACUCAAGUGGUCUCUGCGUCCCAUCUUCUUCACAUGACCUCUCCUCGUCAUCCCACCGUCCCUCUCGUUCUACCCACUAACGCCAUCACCCUCGGACAUCACCACGGCAACAGCAGUAAACACCGUUCGAGCCAGUCCUCUUCUUCCUCAAACCCUUCCGUCAACCACACCCACCCGUCGUCAACGGCAACCGAUAAAUCCCACCACAGCAAGCACAACGGUGGGGCCCUGUCAACGGCUGGGUCCACUUCACUUAAAAUGCCCUUCGCAAAUAUCGCCAUUCAGUCGGCUAACAAGGACGGCGAAAACGGGGACUCAACUCUCCUAGUGACUCUCGAAAUCAACGAUACCGUAUUUCAGGGGGUCCUCUUUGCAAAACCACACCCCACCAGUUCCCCGUCCAGGUAAAAUUUAGCCCCGCCCCCCCCUCAUCACCACCACCACCACCCUUCAGCCACCAUUUUCUACUUUUAAAAACUCACUCGCUGGCUCACCUGUAUCACCAACUGACUUUUUCCUUCAUCUUUAUUGCAAGAUAUACUCGAGCAUUUAAUUGUGCACUUACUCGGAUAGCUUUCCCAUUUAAUUAGUAUUUCCUACUUCUUGUAUGUGCCGUCAUUCAAAAUUUAUAAUUAGUCGUGUAAUCUCGUUUUUGCACUUAUUUUCAUCCGUUCUCAAAUUUAAAUCCGUGUGAAAUAAUUAUAAUCUUUCGGUUUCGUAACUCGUAAAUGUUAUUGUCUGAGAUUUUCACGGGUAAACAAAUUUCAAGAA
Molecule: messenger RNA, 2652 nt
Organism: Geodia barretti
Lineage: Eukaryota; Metazoa; Porifera; Demospongiae; Tetractinellida; Geodiidae
Source: the annotation of a GenBank genome assembly